Orycteropus afer afer is the source of this 1254-nucleotide messenger RNA. RefSeq names its product tRNA mitochondrial 2-thiouridylase (gene TRMU). Bases 1 to 1254 code for a protein of 417 amino acids. The record is from RefSeq and is a predicted model, not a curated record. The transcript is spliced from 11 exons. Gene Ontology annotation, cellular component: mitochondrion. Gene Ontology annotation, molecular function: sulfurtransferase activity. Lineage: Eukaryota; Metazoa; Chordata; Mammalia; Tubulidentata; Orycteropodidae. Gene Ontology annotation, biological process: tRNA wobble position uridine thiolation.
AUGGCGGGUGACAUCGUGCACUCUCUUCACUCCUUCUUUCUUGCUCCAGGUUACCAGGUGACGGGUGUGUUCAUGAAGAACUGGGACUCCCUGGAUGAGCACGGACACCGUGGACUCCCAGAGAGUGCCUGGUGCCAUGGACUCCACGGAGGGUGCCUGGGCUUACACGGCGCCGUGACCUUUACAGAGUACCUGGGCUUACGCAGUGCCGUGGACUCUACAGAGCGUGCCUGGGCUUACACACCACCGUGGACUCCCAGAGUCCCCGGUGCCAUGGACUCCAUGGAGAGUGCCCUGGCUUAUGCAGCAUUAUGGACCCCAAAGAGUGCCCGGGCUCAUGCGGCACUUGAUUUUUUAAAUGAGUAUGAGAAAGGAAGGACCCCGAACCCCGACAUAGUGUGCAACAAGCACAUCAAAUUCAGCUGUCUCCUUCGUUACGCCAUGGAUAAUCUGGCGGUAAGACUCCUGCAGGCAGCUGACAGCUAUAAAGACCAGACCUUCUUUCUCAGCCAGGUUUCCCAGGAUGCCCUGCGGAGAACCAUCUUCCCUCUGGGGGGAUUAACCAAAGAGUUUGUAAAGAAAAUUGCUGCUGAGAACGGACUUCAUCACGUGCUUCAGAGGAAGGAGAGCAUGGGCAUCUGCUUCGUGGGUAAAAGAAACUUUGAGAAGUUCAUUCUUCAGUAUCUGCAGCCUCGGCCUGGGAACUUCAUUUCCAUAGAAGACAGCAAGGUGCUGGGAGCACACCAAGGCUGGUUCCUGUACACUCUAGGCCAGAGAGCCAGGAUCGGCGGCCUGCGGGAGCCCUGGUACGUGGUGGAGAAGGACAGCACCAGGGGUGAUGUUUUCGUGGCCCCCCACGUGGACCACCCCGCCUUGUACCGGGAGCUGCUUCGCACCAGCCGCGUGCACUGGAUUGCUGAGGAGCCGCCUGCCGUCCUGGUCCGCGACAAGAUGAUGGAGUGCCACUUCCGGUUCCGCCACCAGAUGGCGCUAGUGCCUUGUGUACUGACCCUCAACCAGGAUGGCACCGUGUGGGUGACUGCAGUGAAGGCUGUGCGGGCGCUCGCUCCCGGGCAGUUUGCUGUCUUCUACAAGGGGGACGAGUGCCUGGGCAGCGGAAAGAUCCUGCGGCUCGGGCCGUCCGCCUACACUCUCCAGAGGGGCAAGGACAGAUCACAAGUGGCCUCUGAGGGCUCUGGUGAUGGCGUGGGCAGUGGUCCAGGCCCCACACCCCGACCCAGUGGUGCGCCCUGA